AGGACCUGUUUAAGGACCUGUUAGAGGACUUGUCAGAGGACUUGUCAGAGGACUUGUUAGAGGACCUGUUAGAGGACCUGUGUGAGGACGAUGGGCCUGCUGGACGUCCUGUCCUCCAUCAGAGACCGAGCCGACAAGUUUCUGAAUGAGAAGAACGUGGUGACGGACUUUCUGGGGAAGCUGGAGGAGAAAACGGGGAUAAAGAAGAAGAUCAUCGCAGUGGGUGCCGUCUCGCUGACUGGACUCUACCUGGUGUACGGAUAUGGUGCCGCGCUCGUCUGCAACCUGAUCGGUUUCGUCUAUCCAGCUUAUUUUUCAAUCAAAGCCAUCGAGAGUUCGAACAAAGAGGACGACACCAAAUGGCUGACGUACUGGGUGGUGUACGGGGUCUUCAGCCUGGGGGAGUUCUUCUCCGAUAUCUUCCUCUACUGGUUCCCCUUCUACUACGCCUUUAAGUGUCUCUUCCUGCUGUGGUGCAUGGCUCCCAUGACGUGGAACGGCUCCCAGGUCAUCUACAACAAACUGGUCCGGCCCAUCUUCCUGCGCCACGAGGCCACGGUGGACAACAUGGUGAGCGACCUCAGCGGGCGCGCCAUGAACGCCGCCGAGAACUUCACCAAAGAAGUCCUGACCACGCUGAUGAAGAAUAAAGCUCUGGUGAGACCGACAGCAUCUGUCGCUCCGCCGCCGUCAGGUGAUCCGCCCGAACCCAGGAGUUUACCGAGUACAUCUACAGCUAAAAUAUCGCCAGCAGUGCCGAGUGAAGAUGAAGACCGACCAUGGUUCAGAUAGCAGCAGAAGAGGAGGAGGAGCCUCCGUGAGGAAGAGGAGCAGAGACGAAGGUUUUCCUCUUCGUCCUCAGAAGUCAAACAGACUGAUUCCCUUUUUAUAUCAGAUGUUAUAUUUGUAUCCCAGUUUGUGACAUUAAAACUUUACAAACAGGCUCUCAUGUUCAACACUGUCUUAUUGUUUAAUUUAUUUAAUCAAUUUAUUAGGUAUUUAUUUAUUUAUUUUAGAUGCAAAGCACCUGAAACUGACUCAUAUAACUGACAAACUCACCCACCAGCUCAUGUUUAGGCUGAAGAUCCUCCACCAGGUGGAGCUGUUUCAUCACUUUGGGGUUGAUUUUGGAUCAGAAAACUAUGGAUACAAUCAUAGACUGUAUAAAGAUACAAUUUAUUUGAGUGUUUUUAGGUUUUAUAUUAAACAUCUGUGCAACCUGCAGCUGCAAGACUCGGCCUGCAGGUGGAGCCUGCAGCUCUGCAGUGAGACUUUCUGUCUUCAGGUUCUUCGCAUCAGAGACACCAUGACCUUGUUUUGUUUUCUUUACUCGUACUGUUUAUGUGAUACAUGUUUUCUUUUGUUUAUAAGCAUAAAUGAGAUUUUGAACUUGAUAUGACAAUUAUGUUAUGAUAAGAAAUAAAAACAUGCUGAUCAGAAUAAAA
Molecule: messenger RNA, 1445 nt
Organism: Centropristis striata (black sea bass)
Lineage: Eukaryota; Metazoa; Chordata; Actinopteri; Perciformes; Serranidae
Gene: reep6
Product: receptor accessory protein 6
Exons: 6
Coding region: 91-792 (233 amino acids)
Source: RefSeq, a predicted model, not a curated record